Molecule: messenger RNA, 983 nt
Organism: Etheostoma spectabile (orangethroat darter)
Lineage: Eukaryota; Metazoa; Chordata; Actinopteri; Perciformes; Percidae
Exons: 10
Coding region: 20-946 (308 amino acids)
Biological process (GO): regulation of natural killer cell mediated cytotoxicity
Cellular component (GO): plasma membrane; cell surface
Molecular function (GO): signaling receptor activity
Source: RefSeq, a predicted model, not a curated record
AGCACGCACUGGGAAGAAAAUGGCCGCUCGUCCAGGCCAGAGGUCUCGCUGCUUCUCUCAGUCUUUUCUACCCAUAGCAGUGUGUUGGCUGAUACUGUUGGUCAUCAUGGGCCUCCGUAUCUACUUUACCAAUCGCAACCUCAACCUCCAGGAGCUGGAGACGAAGAGGAAGAUCUUAACAGGACCGAUACAAAACAUCAGUCGAGCUCGGUGGAGCAUCAAUGAAUACUGCCCCAAAGUACAGAACGAAUGCACUCCAUCUUUACAGCUGGUACAGACCCUGGGUCUGAGAGCUGAAGGAGGGAGAUGGAAGUGGAUCGAUGGAAGUGAUCUGCCUGAAAGGAUGAUCAGACCUCCACAGGACGACAUCGAGGAAAUGGAGGAAGAAGCAGCAGCUGACUAUGUUAAUGCUCCAGCACGCACUGGGAAGAAAAUGGCCGCUCGUCCAGUUACCAAUCGCAUCCUCAACAACAACUCAACAGGACCGGCACAAAACAUCAGUCGAGCUCAGUGGAGCAUCGAUGAAUACUGCCCCAAAGGAAAUAACGUUUCAGAGAGACGGUGUGGAGGUCGUCAGGAGGGAUGGGUACUCUGCAGGUCCAGCUGCUAUCUGUUUGCUGGUCUUUCUGAUCUGAAAACCUGGGAAGAAGCUCGAGAAGACUGCAGAGCACGGAGUUCAGAUUUGGUUGUUGUACAUGAUGAAGAUGAACAGGAUGCACUCAGUCUUUACAGCAGGUACGGACCCUGGAUUGGUCUGAGAGCUGAAGGAGGGAGAUGGAAGUGGAUCGAUGGAAGAGAUCUGACUGAACGUGUCAGCAGAUGGAUACAUAAACCACCUCCUACUGACGGUCAGUGUGUAAUUUCUGUGCGCGGGGUCAGAUUGGUCUCAUUAAGCUGUGCUGAAAGAUGGCCAUGGAUCUGCCAGAAGAAGUCUUUAUCUGUUUAACCCCUGCAGUCAGACUUGAGAAGGUUACUGGAUGCUC